Messenger RNA from Closterium sp. NIES-67, 1369 nucleotides. The record is from the annotation of a GenBank genome assembly. Lineage: Eukaryota; Viridiplantae; Streptophyta; Zygnematophyceae; Desmidiales; Closteriaceae.
AAAGUCAAAUUGGCUUCCAGCCAACCAACUCCCUCCCUUUCACCGCACUGAACUCCCACCCAUCUACAAACUCCAACCUUUCCUCACAAAUGCUCGACUCUCCCCCCCAUCAUCUCCCCCAUCACUUUGGUAGAAGACUAACAAGCACCGUAACUCGCGCAAUCGCCGCCACCUAGCUAAGCACACCACCGUUUCGCUUCAGAGCUGAGAUUUGGACGGAAAUGGGGAACGGCAAACACGGGAUGGCUUUCAAUCACGUACAGAGCAGGCUGGGCUAUGGGCAAAAAAGAAUGGGCGAAAAAACCGCGACGUCGCGAACUCUACACGGUCUAUCGCCGCACGGGUGCCACGGUGGCCAUUGAGUCGGACAACAGCCGGGAUGCGCUCUUCAGAGCCGCCAUCAACACCGCAUUCAAUGCCGCUGCUGGAACCUCUACUGCUUUCCUGUCUCCCACGGACAUCCCUCUCUUCCUCGCCUCCCUAGCUGCUGCCAUCCGCAUCCCCAGCCCUCGAGCGCUCACAAUGGUGCUGGCCGCGCUGGCUGCUCGCACGCGCUCCUCCUUCCUGCAGGCCUGGGCCCUGGUGAAGCAGAACCGCCGCAGCGAGGCUGAGGAGGAGCUUCAAGGCCUGGGCAGCAUUGCAGCCACUGUACCCCCUCCUGCCAACUCGGCGGAGAUGGAGAUGGUGGCGGCGGGGCUGUCGCAGCGGAUAAGCCACGGGGAGAGGGAGGAGCUGCUGUGGGUAUACUGCCGGGCGGGAGGGAAGGAGACCCGGGAUGUCAUGGCGCGUGCCCUUGGCUUGUAGCUGUCGUCCCAAUGCCCAUGCCUCCCUGGUUGAGGUGAAAAGCCACUGGGAGAGGGAGGAGCUGCUGUGGGUAUACUGCCGGGCGGGAGGGAAGGAGACCCGGGAUGUCAUGGCGCGUGCCCUUGGCUUGUAGCUGUCGUCCCAAUGCCCAUGCCUCCCUGGUUGAGGUGAAAAGCCACUGGGAGAGGGAGGAGCUGCUGUGGGUGUACUGCAGAGCGGGGGGCAGGAACAUGAGAUGCCAUGGCACGCGCUUUUGUCCUGUAGGCAUGUUUGCUCAUGCAUGCGUGUAGUGUUCUCAAGGGCUUGCCAGUACAUGUUACAAACGCCUGGCAAUUCAGAUGCAGCUGUAGCUUUCCCCGCUUGCUGUAAACACAACUGCAGGCCCCAGCUGCUCACAGAAGGAAUUGGUGGGGAUAGCCGUGCCUUGCCUUGCCAUGCCACACCACCAUGGAUAGCCGUACCUUGCCAUGCCACAACAUAGAUAGCCAUGCCUUGCCUGGACCCACACUUUCCGCAACCAUGUUGUGAUUCUCAACUCCCCAGUAUGGUUGAAGAAUUCCGUAGC